Molecule: messenger RNA, 1007 nt
Organism: Ectocarpus sp. CCAP 1310/34
Lineage: Eukaryota; Phaeophyceae; Ectocarpales; Ectocarpaceae
Source: the annotation of a GenBank genome assembly
AUGGAGCAGCAGCUGGAUGAGCUCCAGCUCUCGGACGAGCAGCGAAACGUAAUCGACGCNUGUGAGAACAGUGACACGGAAAUCAUGGAGCAGCAGCUGGAUGAGCUCCAGCUCUCGGACGAGCAGCGAAACGUAAUCGACGCCCUCAUCAAGGAGCAGGUCAAGGAGAAAGUAGAAGAAGCAGCAGCUGCCGAGCGCCCCGCAGCACAGAGCGAGGGCAUGCCUUCCGAAGGCGGCAACACCCGGCUGGAGAGGCCGGCUGGCUCGGAGUCAAGCCCGCGACCCAAAGACCAGCCCCGAUCGCCGGCGGACAUCAGCCUCAUCGACACCCUCACGCGGGCCUUGCAGAGGGUCAAGGUUGAACCGGAGGAUGAGAACAGGCAAGUCCAAGCCCCUAAAGAAACAAUACGUAUUAGCGCAGGUAUCACUGUCCCUGCAUUCACCGGGAAGUUUAGCCUCGAGGACGAUGUACAGACGGCGGUGAUGGUUUUUACCAGUCAUUUCCGAUCUUUGUUGGAGCAGGAGCGUUGCCUUGGGGCAAUAGAGUCAACGAACACAAUUCAGGGGCAAAUGGUACUCGUUGAAGCAGCAAGUAGGGGAGGAGCCCCGGCGCUAUCUCAUAAGAGCAUCCAGAAACUAGAAACGUACGGUCGGGUGCAAUCCGAUCAUGAUGCUAACGUCCACUAUGUACGCAACCUUCUGCCCGAUUUCCAUGUGCAGAGGAGCGUGCUGUUGGCGCAUUCGGAAGUCAAGACGGAACUGGUAGAGAAGGUGAUUCUGACUGUCUGGGCGGAGACGGAGGCCGCUAGGAAGAGGGCGUCGGAGAGCGUGGGGGGGUAUGCCCUCGUCACUGGCGGUGACAACCGUGGUGGCGGGGGCGGGAACAUGGGGGAUAGGGGGCAGUCGAGAGGACAACGGAAGACGGCAGCGCGGCAACAGCAGCAACAACCGCAGCAGCCACAGCAGCAGCAUCAGCCGUACUCCAAGCAGCAGCAACAGCGGGGUUG